Molecule: messenger RNA, 255 nt
Organism: Clunio marinus
Lineage: Eukaryota; Metazoa; Arthropoda; Insecta; Diptera; Chironomidae
Source: the annotation of a GenBank genome assembly
AUGGAUCGUGAUUGUAGCAGCAGUAACAACCUCGCUACCAAAGAAGCUAAAAGUUUUUCAACAAUGUUGGUAGCAUUUGCAUUGGGAAGAAUGUGCAAAAGAAAUGUUCUCUCAUCAUCAUCAAUCUCAAUUUCAUGGCAAAAGCCUCGAGGAUUAUAUUCUGGAGCAGCAACAGCAGCAGCAGCAUUGAAGUCAUAUUCUGAUCAGCAAUCGUUAUCGAUUUCGAAAACUUCAAAUUCACGGCUAUCAAAAUAA